Molecule: messenger RNA, 942 nt
Organism: Coniosporium apollinis CBS 100218
Lineage: Eukaryota; Fungi; Ascomycota; Dothideomycetes
Product: short-chain dehydrogenase/reductase family oxidoreductase
Exons: 5
Coding region: 1-942 (313 amino acids)
Molecular function (GO): oxidoreductase activity
Source: RefSeq, a predicted model, not a curated record
AUGGAAACCAUCAAGGAUGCGGCCAAGUCGGUGACCGGCUCCGGUUCUGGCGAUAAACCCGGAGAAUUUGAGUCAGGCUUCACAGUCCCCGUCUUUCAUCAGAAGGUUCCCGGCCUGCAGUCCGAAAUGGGACCUCAACCACUGAGCGAUCGCAUUCCUACCCCAGAGGGCGGUUCCCAGCUCUACAAGGCGGCCGGCAAGCUUGAAGGCCGCAAGGCACUGAUCACUGGCGGUGAUUCGGGCAUUGGCCGCUCCAUCGCUAUCUUGUUUGCGAUGGAAGGCGCAGAUAGCUUCAUCGUCUACCUGCCUGAAGAGGAGAAAGACGCUCAAGAGACGAAAAAGAAGGUGGAAGAGUACGGCCGGAAGUGCUACCUCCACGCUACGGAUUUGACAUCCAAAGAGAACUGCAAGGCAGUGGUUGAAGCCGCGCUCGAGAAGAUGGGCAGCAUCAACAUUCUUGUCAACAAUGCGGCGUUCCAGAUGAUGCAGCAGGACAUCAAGGAUUUGCCCGAGGACCAGUGGAUCAAGACGUUCAACACCAACAUUCAUCCUUACUUCUACCUCGCCAAGUACACCCUUCCCCACAUGAAGAGAGGAGAUACGAUCAUCAACAACGCCUCCAUCAACGCCUACAUCGGCCGUCCCGACUUGCUUGACUACACCUCUACAAAGGGCGCCAUCGUCGCCUUCACCCGCGGUCUCUCAAACCAGUACGUAGGCCGCGGCAUCCGCGUCAACGCUGUCGCGCCCGGCCCUGUCUGGACGCCGCUCAUCCCGAGUACCAUGACCGACGAGGCGAUGAAGGAGUUCACGUCACCGAUGGGUCGGCCUAGCCAGCCCAGCGAGAUCGCGACCUGCUUCGUCUUCUUGGCUUCUACGGAUAGCUCGUCUAUCUCAGGCCAGACGCUGCAUCCCAAUGGCGGUACUAUCGUGAAUGGUUAG